Molecule: messenger RNA, 1830 nt
Organism: Penicillium alfredii
Lineage: Eukaryota; Fungi; Ascomycota; Eurotiomycetes; Eurotiales; Aspergillaceae
Exons: 3
Coding region: 1-1830 (609 amino acids)
Source: RefSeq, a predicted model, not a curated record
AUGUUGGACGAGCUGGACGUCUUUGACGAUCAUCCGUCGCUGGAUGCAUCCCUGGAAGACUUCGAGAGCAAUAGCAAUGCGCACCGCUCCCCGCUCCUGGACCUGCCCUCCCAGCACUCGGGGUUUCGGUCUGAAGACUCGGACGGUGAGAUCGAGGACCCCGCGGGCGAGCGCUGGUCGCCUCCCGGACUCCGCCGACAUGACUACGUCCAGGGCAGCGGGUGGUAUCGCCAUCAGCCCUACCUGCGCAAGGGCCAUCCAGAGUUGAGACCGACUAUUGGGCUGAGCGUAUCACCGUCGCGCUCGCGCGAACCGAGUCCGCAGUACGAGGAUGCACUCGAAGGUCCCGCCAAGGGCCAGGCCGCUGAUUCUGGCGAAACGGGCGACGUGGUGGUUGCCGCCAAUGUGCCUCUACCCACAAGCGCGGGGACCCCGCAACAAGGACGAUCCCCCAGUCCCGGCCCGCCUCCGCGAUCAAGCACGACGCCGCGAAAUGCUGUCGAGGAUGAUGGGAUGGGGUUUGGAGCAGAGAAUCUGAGCAACUAUAUCCGCUUUGCUGUGCGUGCAGAAGUUCAACACCGUGAACCCGUGGCUGCCCUGACGGGCUUCUUGCGCCGCAAGUUCGAGCGCAUGACUAGCUCCAAGUCUAACACGACCCUCUCCGUGCUGGUUCUCUUGAUCUCGAUUGCCUUUAUGCGUGCUUUAUUUCUCCCAGGUCUUCCGCAGUCCAUUCCGGAUCUCGUCAAGCUGUCGGGCUUUGCGCGUUCGUUCGAGCCUUUGAUCUAUUAUUCGGAGAAUGGGGUGCAGCAGAUCGGAACGCUUCAGGAGACUGGUGUGGCUGUCUGGGAUUUGAGCGAGUCGGUGCGUGGCACCAACAUGACCAGCGCCCCGAUUAUCGUGGGCCAGCUGGACGAGUUGUCGGAGUCGCUCAAGUCGCUUUCCUUGGAGCUGACGCGAUUUUUCGCCAAUGUCGACUCGGACAUCGACUCGAUCCUGAUUGUCAUGGACUGGGCCAAACGCGAGCUGGAAACUCUAUCAGCACAGCCCCCUAGCUCCCUGCCGACUAUUGUAUUUGACAAUGUGCACAACAUGCUCUCGCGCCUCGGUGCCUUGGAACGAACCGGGGCCGUGUCGGACGGGGGGUGUUUCGACGGCGACGACGACCACCACGACGCUGGGACAUCUCGUCCUUGCCGUCUUCGGGCCAACUUCCUGUCGGUGCUGGAGGAGUCAAUCAAUAGCGAGCUGAGCCACUCGACUGCCCUCUUUUCCCUCUUCGAGGCCAUUGACCGCCAAUUCCUAAAUCUGCAGCGCACCGUCGUACGCGAAUCGGACGCCCAAGAGCGCGCCGAGGGCGAGAUGCUCAGCUCCCUGUGGACGCGGGUAUUGGGCGCCGACGCCGCCGCCGUACGCAAAUACGAAAAGAACAAGAAGCUGCUCGCCAACGUGCGCAGCCGCACAGUCGCCAACAAACACCUCCUCGUCGACCACCGCGGCCGCCUCCUGACCCUCAAAGUCAACCUGGAGACUCUGCGUCGGAAGCUGGUCAGCCCGCUCGUGCGCCGCAACGACUCAAUCAGCUUCAUGGGUAACCUUGACGGCAGCGCCUCUCCCGGCGGCUCCUCGACCAAUUCGGCGGGUCGCAUGCUCGGACCUGUCGAGGCUGUCAUCGACGGCCAGAUCCGCGGCCUGGAGGGCACGUAUGACUAUCUGCGGUCCGUGCGUGAGCGGCAAAAGGCCAAACUCAUGGAGAUGGUGUACGGAGCGGGCCGGAAACCGUCUUCGUCGAUGUUCAGUGAGGGACAGGAAGAGGCCAUCGAGGGUGUAUAG